Lactuca virosa is the source of this 372-nucleotide messenger RNA. The record is from the annotation of a GenBank genome assembly. NCBI's taxonomy places the organism in Eukaryota, Viridiplantae, Streptophyta, Magnoliopsida, Asterales, Asteraceae.
AUGGGUUGUACAGAGCUUGGGCACCAAGGAAUCGGUGGUCUGAAGAGCUUACAUGUGAUUGUGAUGAAAUCGCCACUUUCUCCAUCUCCACUACAUAUGAAAAUAUGGGUAGAAAAUUUCGAGGGUGUCCUAACUAUUAGAACAAAAGAAAGUGAUUUUUUCUUGUGGCUUGAUCCACCACUGCCAAAUAAUCACUACAAGGAAACAAUGUGGAAUUUUUAUGUUGAGUUGGAACAAGCAAAUGAAGCUAAAGAAUGUCAGAGAAUAAUGUUGAAACUUUUGAAGGUGGUGGUGAUCAUGUUGUUGCUUCUUCUGGUGAUGGUGACUUUAUUGGGUUUCAUGGUUCACAAAGUGAUGGUUCAAAUAGGUUAA